AUGAACGAUAGAAGGCACACAAAGCAGGAUGAUGAAUUCUUGAAACGAUUCCUUAUUAAUUGCGAUCUAUCUGGAGAAAGAAUUGACCUCCAUCAGAAUGAAUUAAAAAGCGUUAUGAAAAAUCAAAUAAAAACUAAAUGGGGGGUUAAAUACACAGCUGGCGUUAAGCUAUUGGGAAAAAAGUGCAUGGAACGCAAGCUGGAGGGAGAAAUUAGGAAAAAGAACCUAAUUGGGGAAAAAGAAUAUCCAUUGAUGGAAAAACCCAAAAUCAAAAUCAUAUCUGGAAAAACACUUCAUUUUCAGUAUAUUUCUGAAUUGGAAGUAUACAAGUUGGAUGAGAUGGAAGAGGAAAGACUUCUAAAAAUCGCGAAGGAUUAUGAUAUACUUUUGAUCGGCGGCGAUUCUGAGGAUGAUAAAAAAUAUACUGAUGAUAAAAUAUGCAUCAUGAAAGCUUUAUCAGUGUACAAAGAUCAUAAAAUAUUUCCAUUUACUAUAACGGAUGCACAUGUGAGAACAAGAAUCAAAUAUAUUGAUAGGAAAAUGUUUCUUGAAAAGCCCACGAAAUUGAACAAUUUUGAGUACGACUUAUGUUACGAAAGCUUCAGAAAUUCAUCGUUGUCACGUGCGUAA
Brettanomyces bruxellensis is the source of this 630-nucleotide messenger RNA. RefSeq lists its product as uncharacterized. The coding region runs from base 1 to 630 and encodes 209 amino acids. NCBI's taxonomy places the organism in Eukaryota, Fungi, Ascomycota, Pichiomycetes, Pichiales, Pichiaceae. The transcript has a single exon. The record is from RefSeq and is a predicted model, not a curated record.